UAGCGCUGCUUGUGGUCACAGCCAGGCAAGCUCACAUCCCAUCUGGAUCACGCUCGCUCUCUCCCUUCUGCUUUCCUACCAUAGAGUUGCGCUGGAAACAGAAGAUAGAGGGAGUGUAGGAGCUCGCCAUCUCCAAGCGAUCUACAUUGGGAAAAACAUGGAGUCGGCUCCGGCAGCCCCCGAUCCAGCCGCCAGUGAGCCGGGCAGCAGCGUCUCCGAGGCGGCCGCCGGCGCCAGGGACACCCCGGUGAACCUGGAGCCUGCCCGGAAAAGCGAUGCGCCGGCUCCCGUCCGCAGGCAGAGCUACUCCAGCAGCAGCAGCAGCAGAGGUAUUUCUGUAACAAAGAAGACUCAUACAUCUCAAAUUGAAAUUAUUCCAUGCAAGAUCUGUGGAGACAAAUCAUCAGGAAUCCAUUAUGGUGUCAUUACAUGUGAAGGCUGCAAGGGCUUUUUCAGGAGGAGUCAGCAGAGCAAUGCCACGUACUCGUGUCCUCGGCAGAAGAACUGUCUGAUCGACCGGACCAGCCGGAACCGCUGCCAGCACUGUCGCUUACAGAAAUGCCUUGCUGUGGGGAUGUCUCGGGAUGCUGUAAAGUUUGGUCGAAUGUCAAAAAAGCAGAGGGACAGCCUGUACGCCGAGGUGCAGAAACACCGAAUGCAGCAGCAGCAGCGGGAUCACCAGCAGCAGCCAGGAGAGGCAGAACCACUCACACCAACAUACAAUAUCACCACCAAUGGGUUAACAGAGCUACAUGACGACCUCAGUAAUUACAUUGAUGGGCAUACCCCUGAAGGUAGCAAAGCAGACUCUGCAGUUAGCAGCUUCUACUUAGACAUACAGCCUUCUCCAGAUCAGUCGGGUCUUGAUAUUAAUGGAAUCAAACCAGAACCAAUAUGUGACUACACACCAGCAUCGGGCUUCUUCCCUUAUUGUUCUUUUACAAAUGGGGAGACCUCUCCAACUGUGUCCAUGGCAGAAUUAGAACAUCUUGCACAGAAUAUUUCCAAGUCACACAUGGAAACUUGCCAGUACUUGAGAGAGGAGUUACAGCAGAUAACAUGGCAAACUUUUCUGCAGGAAGAAAUUGAGAACUAUCAGAACAAGCAAAGGGAGGUAAUGUGGCAGUUAUGCGCAGUCAAAAUAACAGAAGCUAUACAGUAUGUAGUGGAAUUUGCCAAACGCAUUGAUGGCUUUAUGGAACUGUGUCAAAAUGAUCAAAUUGUGCUUUUAAAAGCAGGGUCUUUAGAGGUUGUGUUCAUCAGAAUGUGCCGUGCCUUUGACUCCCAGAACAACACAGUCUACUUUGAUGGCAAGUAUGCUAGCCCAGAGGUUUUCAAGUCCUUAGGUUGUGAAGACUUCAUUAGCUUUGUGUUUGAAUUUGGAAAAAGUUUAUGUUCUAUGCAUCUGACAGAAGAUGAGAUAGCUUUGUUUUCUGCGUUUGUUUUAAUGUCAGCAGAUCGCUCAUGGCUUCAGGAGAAAGUAAAAAUUGAAAAACUCCAACAGAAGAUCCAGCUAGCACUUCAGCACGUCCUACAGAAGAACCACCGAGAAGAUGGAAUUCUAACAAAGUUAAUAUGCAAAGUGUCUACUUUAAGAGCACUGUGUGGACGACAUACAGAAAAGCUUAUGGCAUUUAAAGCAAUAUACCCAGACAUUGUGCGACUUCAUUUUCCUCCACUUUACAAGGAGUUGUUCACUUCAGAGUUUGAGCCAGCAAUGCAAAUUGAUGGGUAA
Molecule: messenger RNA, 1735 nt
Organism: Serinus canaria (Common canary)
Lineage: Eukaryota; Metazoa; Chordata; Aves; Passeriformes; Fringillidae
Gene: RORA
Product: RAR related orphan receptor A
Exons: 11
Coding region: 158-1735 (525 amino acids)
Biological process (GO): negative regulation of inflammatory response; regulation of transcription by RNA polymerase II
Cellular component (GO): nucleus
Molecular function (GO): zinc ion binding; nuclear receptor activity; RNA polymerase II cis-regulatory region sequence-specific DNA binding
Source: RefSeq, a predicted model, not a curated record